Engraulis encrasicolus (European anchovy) is the source of this 2349-nucleotide messenger RNA. Its product is annotated as muscleblind-like protein 2a. Gene Ontology annotation, biological process: regulation of RNA splicing. Gene Ontology annotation, molecular function: RNA binding; metal ion binding. The coding region runs from base 864 to 2012 and encodes 382 amino acids. Gene Ontology annotation, cellular component: nucleus. The transcript is spliced from 8 exons. The record is from RefSeq and is a predicted model, not a curated record. Lineage: Eukaryota; Metazoa; Chordata; Actinopteri; Clupeiformes; Engraulidae.
UCGAUGAGUGAAUGUCAGUCUCUGUUAUUUUUUUCAAUCACGGUUUGAUGGUUAGUUAGAAUGCGACAGUUUGCAGCUAUCGCAGUUACUGCUGAAUCAGUUGGUCAACCUUUUUUUCUUUUUGGUCUAGGCGCAGGGCUGGUGUCCGUCCUGUCUGCGUGACUAGUGAGCUUGCAGCAAUACAGCAGCGGAACAUAUUCAGAAGCGAUUCGUGACGAUGAGAUCUCUGUCAGAAAGUGCCUUUCGGAUGCCAGUGCUAACCCAACAACGCUGCUCGCUGGUCCAUGUUUGCAUCUGACGCCAGCACUGCUUUUCCAGACCCCGGCUCAGACAGCGAUCCCUUGCCUGCAAAUCUUUGGUCGCCCCAUCUCAAUCCAUCUCUGAGGGAACUCAAGCAGAAAGAUUUACAGAGGAGGUGGAGGAGUUGCCAAUGUGGAAAAAGCUGACAGUGACAAAAAAACAAAACAAAAUCCCAGCUCACAAUGGUCUGUUAGCACCAAGGUCUCUCUAAAGUGACACAUUGGCUAUACUCAUAAAAAAUUCAUGAUUGUUUGCUAAUCAGUGCAUUGCCUCUGAUGCUUUGUCUAUGCGUUGACUGCGCUCACUGGGCAUGUAUCUGUCUCAUGAAAGUGCUCUUUUAACAGAAGGAAAUCACCGACAACCUAUUCUCAGUUGACUCUCAGUACAGAAGACCUCUCAUCUAUCUAGUCACGUUGCCAGCCACCAAUGAUCUGAGGCAUCAAAAGAUCUCCCAGUGGUUAGAAUUCUCUCCUAGACUCCUCGUUGGUUGGUUGCAUCCAAAAAAGAGUCCAAACAACUUCAUCUCAACAGGCUACUGCUAAAAGUCAGACCUUCCUACUGCUAUGGCUUUCAACCUGACUUCAAUACGGGACACAAAAUGGCUGACUUUAGAAGUGUGUCGGCAGUUUCAGAGAGGGACGUGUUCACGUAGUGAUGAGGAAUGCAAAUUUGCACACCCACCAAAGAGCUGCCAGGUGGAAAAUGGAAGAGUUAUCGCCUGCUUCGACUCACUGAAGGGGCGCUGCUCACGCGAGAACUGCAAGUACCUUCACCCGCCAUCCCACCUGAAGACACAGCUGGAGAUCAACGGGCGCAACAACCUGAUUCAGCAGAAGACGGCGGCCGCUGUGCUGGCCCAGCAGAUGCAGUUCAUGAUCCCCGGCACCAGCAUGCCCCAGCAUGUCCCCACAUUUCCAAUGAACCACCAGGGUCUGGGGAGCAGCCCUGUCAUCAGCUACGCUCCUUACAUCACGCCAGUGAGUCACGGCAUGGGGCUGGUGUCCACGGAGAUGCUCCCCAGCACCCCUGUCAUCAUGCCUGGCAGCCCGCCCGUCACAGUCCAGAGCACCUCCGCAGCCUCGCCCACCCAGAAGGUUCUGCGCGCCGACAAACUAGAGGUGUGUCGUGAGUUCCAGCGCGGCAACUGUGCGCGCGGGGAGAUGGACUGCCGCUUCGCCCACCCCAGCGACAGCCCCACCAUCGACACCAGCGACAACACCGUCACCGUCUGCAUGGACUACGUCAAGAGCCGCUGCUCCCGCGACAAGUGCAAGUACUUCCACCCGCCGGGGCACCUGCUGGCCAAGAUCAAGAGCCCCCACCAGCUGGCCUCCCAGAGCCAGGCCGCCGCGGCCGCCGCUGCUGCUGCUGCAGCCAUGACUCAGUCGACUGCCAAAGCAGUGAAGCGACCCCUCGAGACAACUGUAGACCUGGCUUUCCCCCAUAGUGUCUUGCAGCCGCUACCAAAGAGACCAGCACUUGAGAAGAGCAACGGGGCCAGCGCUCUGUUCAACCCCAGUGUUUUGCACUACCAGCAGGCUCUGGCCAACGCUCAGCUCCAGCAGCAGGCGGCCUUCUUUCAGACCGAUAAUCUUGAAAUAGCUAAUCCGCAAGGAACGGAGUGUCAUCACGCUGCACUUAGAGGUCCACCACAGCGCCUCUGUAAAUAUAACUUAUUCUUCACACAAGAUCUGCAGCAACCUGCAUGCUAAGACAAGAAUUAAAGAAGCAGUCACCUUUUUUCCUUACAGUAAUACCGACUUCAAAUGUUAAAUAACUAUACCAAUAAGAGUUAUAUACAUACUACUAGAAUGACUACUAGUGUUACGCUAGUACAUUUAUUUGACACAAUCAAAACUAUUGUAUGUACGUACACACAGAACUUGUGAAUGUGGAGACUUUUCAUGGAAAUGUGUAACCUUGAUUUUUGUUUUUCUUUUCAUUUCUUUUUUUUUUGGUUUGUUUCAUAUUUGUUUUUGAAAUGUGUACCAAGGAAAACAAGUUAUUUUGCACUUUCACUAAAACGACAUGACUGGUGUUUAUGCAGUA